UUGCCAACAACUCAGCAUAUUUAAAGUAGCUGUUGAAGGUAAACACCGUUGAGAGAGAUAUCUAUUCAAAAUGGAGACAACAAUGCAAACCAGUGAGCCGAAAGUAUUCUCGUUAGACUACAUGAGACAGCUACGCUUCACGCUCGAAACUAUAGGACAGUGGCCCAACCGGACGCUAGGGGACUUCUCACGACGUGCAAUGAUGUUGUCCAUAUAUCACAAAUUCUUAAUUUGCACAUUUUGUUUCUCGGAAGUCCUGGCGUUUUUGUAUAUGAAGAAGCAUAGAGCAACUAUUCAGUUUAUUGAUAUGGGGCAAAUUUACACCAAUUUGUUUUUAACCGGGUUAUUUCUUCAAAGAGCAUCGCUACCUUUUCAAAAGAACUACAAAGAGUGUGUGAAAAAGUUUGUUUUAGAGUUUCACUUAAUGCACCAUGAGCAUAUAAGUGAAUUUGCAGCGAAGGAAACCCGCAAAGUCAACAAAAUCUGCAGGAUCGCCACCAAAAUCAUCAUCCUCCAGCUCGCCUGCGGGAUGAUGGCCUACAACCUCUCUCCCCUUUUCCGAAACUAUUACGAAGGAAUGUUCGCCAGCGAACUCCCCGCAAACAAGUCCUUCGUACACUCCGUAGACUACCUUCUACCUUUUGACGCUUAUCGCAGUUUCACGGGUUAUCUAGUUGUAUUCACUUGGAAUUGGUUUCCUACCUACAACAUACCUACUGCGAUGGGCGUUUAUGAUCUAUUGGUGUUCGUAAUGGUGUUCCAUAUGGUGGGGCACAUGAAUAUACUUUAUAAUAGUUUAAAAGAGUUCCCAAGGCCGAAAGAGGGACAGUCUCAGGACCCCUUGCCGUCGACUCGGGCGUAUAAUGAAGAGAUAUUUGGACUGUUAAAAAAUGCUAUUCAGCAUUAUCAAAUGAUCAAGGAGUUCAUGGGAGACAUGACUGAAGCGUUUGAUCUGACAUUAUGUUGCUAUCUAGCAUUUCACCAAGUGAUGUGUUGUUUGAUGUUGUUGGAGUGUUCUACACUGGAACCGGAGGCCUUGGUUAAAUAUGGAUUGCUUGCCGUGGUCAUAUUCCAGCAAUUAAUUCAGACUUCGGUGGUAUUCGAGUUAAUUAAAUCAAAGAGUGAGAGUCUCGGUGAUGAAGUGUACGCCGUGCCAUGGGAAUAUAUGGACGUCAAAAACAGAAGGAUUUUACUACUAUUCCUCAGAAACGUGCAGGACGCGUUAGGUCUAAAAGCGUGUGGAAUGGUGCCGGUAGGAGUGUUGACUAUGUCUACGAUUAUAAGGACGUCAUUUUCAUAUUACCUCAUGUUAGCCACAUUCGCAGAGUAA
Molecule: messenger RNA, 1330 nt
Organism: Cydia strobilella
Lineage: Eukaryota; Metazoa; Arthropoda; Insecta; Lepidoptera; Tortricidae
Exons: 8
Coding region: 71-1330 (419 amino acids)
Biological process (GO): sensory perception of smell; detection of chemical stimulus involved in sensory perception of smell
Cellular component (GO): plasma membrane
Molecular function (GO): olfactory receptor activity; odorant binding
Source: RefSeq, a predicted model, not a curated record